AUUAUUUCUCUCAAUUGUUUGUUGCAAAACACGUCGAUCAUAUCAUCAAGAUGAUGUUCACAGCAAAGUGUGCCAUGCAAAACAUCAGAAACGUGGCGAUCGUUGGAUCAGGGCAGAUGGGAUCGGGAAUAGCUCAAGUUACGGCGAGUAGUGGAUUCAAUGUGAUGCUGGCCGAUGUUAAUAAAAAAGCACUUGAUAGAGCGAUGAAGGCAAUUAGUCAAAGUGUGACGCAUCUUUCAAAAAAGCAAAAAGGAACUGAUAAGGAAAAGUCGGAUUUCGUGACUCUCACAAUGUCACGUAUCAAAACGUGUAACAAUGUGUCAACCGCCGUUGCUGAUGCCGAUCUGAUCAUCGAAGCCGCCAUUGAGAACAUCGAUUUGAAGCGGGGAAUCUUUGCCCAAAUCGAGCAGUCUUGCAAGAAGGAUUCGAUUUUGACCACGAACACUUCAUCGUUCCUUCUUGAGGAUGUCGCCAAAGGAUUGCAAGAUAAAACUCGCUUCGGAGGACUCCACUUCUUCAAUCCGGUGCCAGUUAUGAAGCUUCUCGAGGUAAUUCGAUCUGAUGACACUUCGGAUGAAACAUAUGCAACGCUGAUCAAGUUUGGAACAGCUGUUGGAAAAACAACAGUCGCUUGUAAGGAUAGUCCUGGAUUCAUUGUCAAUCGUCUGCUUAUUCCAUACUUUUUCGAAGCAGCGAGAAUGUAUGAACGAGGAGAUGCAUCAAUGACCGACAUCGAUGAAGCCAUGAAGUUGGGAGCAGGACAUCCAAUGGGACCAUUCGAGCUGGCCGACUACAUUGGUCUCGACACGGUCAAAUUCGUCAUGGAUGGAUGGGCAGCAAAGUAUCCAGAAGUACAACUAUUCGAAGCAAGUCCAUUGGUAGAUAAGCUGGUUGCCGAGGGAAAACUUGGAAGAAAAACUGGUGACGGAUUCUACUCGUACAAGAAAUAAUAGGAAAGAUUACUUCUGUUUUUUGAUAGAAUAAAACAUUCUUACUUUU
This is a messenger RNA of Caenorhabditis elegans, 999 nucleotides long. RefSeq names its product putative 3-hydroxyacyl-CoA dehydrogenase F54C8.1 (gene F54C8.1). NCBI's taxonomy places the organism in Eukaryota, Metazoa, Nematoda, Chromadorea, Rhabditida, Rhabditidae. The transcript is spliced from 4 exons. The record is from RefSeq and is marked reviewed. Bases 54 to 950 code for a protein of 298 amino acids. Gene Ontology annotation, biological process: fatty acid beta-oxidation; fatty acid metabolic process. Gene Ontology annotation, cellular component: mitochondrial matrix. Gene Ontology annotation, molecular function: NAD+ binding; oxidoreductase activity, acting on the CH-OH group of donors, NAD or NADP as acceptor; (3S)-3-hydroxyacyl-CoA dehydrogenase (NAD+) activity.